Molecule: messenger RNA, 706 nt
Organism: Penicillium subrubescens
Lineage: Eukaryota; Fungi; Ascomycota; Eurotiomycetes; Eurotiales; Aspergillaceae
Exons: 3
Coding region: 459-617 (52 amino acids)
Source: RefSeq, a predicted model, not a curated record
GCCUAGUCACGACUUGAUGGAUCUUUCUUCCAUCCUAACAGCAGAUUUUUCAUUUUCGGAUGUUACUGCUGAGCGAAACGUCUUAUUAUUUUGGCGGGGCCAAAGGAGCGCUGCUUCCAAUACGUAUCACCUGUAUUCAGUAUCGCAUUUACUGGGUCACUUUACCAAAAGCAAUUCAUAGAAUGGUAUUCGUUGAACCCUCGAGACUAUCUGUCCAAGAAUUUAUUGCAACAGAUACAUUAGCUUAUUCUGACGGGCACGUUUCAUGGUGCAAUCAAUACCAAGCAAGCUUGAAUGAAUGUGGAGAACCUUCCAGCACAUAAAUACAUUGGAUCUGCCCUGUCCCUGGCUAAAAUCAUUUGAUCUAAUACAAUUGCUACCCUAAUCGACGACGGUGAUCUCGACCUUACGGAGGAUUUUAAUAACUCAAUGGCAAUAGUAUACCUAGUAUACCAAAUAUGCGUCGGCCUCGUGGGAGCAUUCUUGCUCCGCCAGAUAUUUACUUUGAUGCGACAAGGCGCAGCGGCCGGCUCACGACAUUUCAUUGUCUAGCAUCCAAAGAGUAUCAGUCGCUGCGCUGUCAUCCCAUACUGGAUGCUCUAGCGAGGCUAUUAUAAGUGGCCAUCACCGAUCAAAAUAGGAAGGGAGCGCUCUGGAAGGGGGAACCAUGGCAAGCGGAGUUAGACGUAUCACAGGCUCGCCCAAA